Onychostruthus taczanowskii (white-rumped snowfinch) is the source of this 2147-nucleotide messenger RNA. Its product is annotated as formin-like protein 20. The record is from RefSeq and is a predicted model, not a curated record. Bases 157 to 1422 code for a protein of 421 amino acids. The transcript has 8 exons. NCBI's taxonomy places the organism in Eukaryota, Metazoa, Chordata, Aves, Passeriformes, Passeridae.
GAGCGGGCACCGGCGGGGCGGGGCGGGGGAACCGCCGGGAGAAGACGGACACGAGCGGGGCGGGAGAACGGCCGGAACAGAGCGGGCACGGGCGGGGCGGGCACAGCGCGGAGGCGGGCGGGGCUCUCUGCUUCUCCCCGGCCGUUCCGAGGCGCGAUGUGGCUGCCGGAGCCGCAGGCCGGCUCCAGCUCGCCGGACUGCCCUGACCUGCUGCAGCACGUCCAGGCGCUGCGCUCGCCGUCCACCCCCCUUUACCUCAGCUUCUUCGAGGAAGAGUGCCGCGCCAUCGCCGACCGCCUGCGCCUCGGGGCGGCCGCGGAGCCCUCGCCGGGCCUGCGAGAGCUCAGCGGGCUGCAGCCCACGCCCCCCGGACCCGCCACCUCCACGCCGCUGCCCUUACCGAGCCACGGGCAGGUCCCAGACUCGAGCGCUGGCGAGUGCGAGGCCGCUGCUGCCCCUGGCCCUGGGCCGGCCCCAGGGGAGCCCGAGUGCCUCCCGCAGCCCUCGGCCGGCGGUGGUCCCGGCGCCCGGCCCGCUCUGUCCCGGCGGGCGCGGCGCGGUCCCGGAGAGCCCUCCGGCCGCGGCCCCGGCACCCCUGCCCGCUCCCCGGGCCGCGCCCGCACCAGGCUCGCUCUCCCCGGCGCACGGGCCUCGCUGGGACUGCAGCUCCCCGCGGCCGGCACGGGGCGAGGCGCCUGGGAAACGCGGCUCCUCCGGCCCCCAGGGACCAGGCUGAAACUGACGUCGCCUGCCAGGUCCAGGCUUCAGCGUGCCAGCGGGGUUUCACAGCGGGCACAGCCUUCCAGCCUUCCCAAACUCGUCCCCCGGAGCGGAGGGAUGAAAAGUAAUGCUGCACCUGCCAGUUGCGUCGCGCGAAGCAGGGAAGCACCUGCUGCCAAGGUUGGAAGUCGUAAACAGCCCUCCUCAAGGCUUUCUACAGAAAUUCCUACUGUGGCUUCCCGCUCCUCACUGCGGCCUCCGGAAAAAGUGAUUUCGUCCAAGCAUUUUUGCCUCAAUAAAGAAUCAACUACAGAGGAUCUGGUGUUCAAUAGGACCCGAGAGGUGAAGGAAAAUGAGAACAAAGAAAGGCUGGUUGCAGCAAGCACUGUCUUGGGAGCAGGUAGAAAUGACCAGACAUGGGAGUGUGUGGAGUCCUCUUUGUCCAGUGAGUUGGCCCCUGGCCUGACUACAGGGUGUGAAGAUGCAGUUCCUGCUGAGCAGUCUGCAGGUGAUCAGCUGUCCCAGGAACUGGAGCGUGUGAAGAAAGAGCUGGAGCAAGUGAAGGGCGAGCUUGCUGACAAGACUGCCCAGUGUGAAGCCUAUCAGCAGACAAUCUCCUCCUUGCAGGCUCAGCUCAGAGCAGCAGGAAUCUGUCUGAAAGAUGCAGCAGUGUUCGACAGUGGUGACCUGGGGAGAGACUGACAGCUGGUACACGGGGACAGACAGCCAUUGUCUAGCUGUGUGAGCCCCCAGGCCAGUGAUACAUAUGGAGCUCUUGAAUUAAUUAAUUUUUCAACUCCUUGCAUGUAAAAUAAAGGUGUCUUUUGCAGUGGUGCAUGCUGUCUACUUGGGUAGAGGCAGUGCCCAGUGCUGCCCACGGAUCCCCACUGGGCAAACAGGGUAGGUCUGUGCUUGGCUACGGCUGGUUUUGCUCAGCCAGAGAUUUGAGAUCUGUUACAGGAAGGAGCUGACUGCUGGUGGAUGGAGGUACAGUGUGGCUCUGGGGAAGCAUUUCUGGACAAAAUUGAUGCUUCCAGUGGAAUGCUUGUAUGUGUGGUGGUGGUAGGCAGCUGUAUGGGCAGGUUUCUUCCUUAGGCCACCUUCACAUUGGAUGUGGGAAAAGGCAAUGCUGGCUUAUGGCACAUUAGACUUUUGUAGCCUUUGGCUAUUUAUUACUGCUUUAUUAUCAGUGACUGCAGGCACAUGGUGGCACAUGCACUUGGGACUCAGCCCAGUCCCUCACUGUUCUGCAUGCUGGUGCUGAGAGCCCUGCUCUGCUGCCUUCUCUCAGUGGUCAUUGAUGCAGGCGCCUUCUUGCACUGCCUUGUGUCUGGGUGAGGCACUGGAGAGUCUGAUGCUGGCAGUGCCCUGAGGUAGAGCUGGGAAGGCUGGCCUGUUCCUCCUCCUGUUAUUUCUGGCUGCCUUGG